Molecule: messenger RNA, 1029 nt
Organism: Caenorhabditis remanei
Lineage: Eukaryota; Metazoa; Nematoda; Chromadorea; Rhabditida; Rhabditidae
Exons: 3
Coding region: 1-1029 (342 amino acids)
Molecular function (GO): RNA binding
Source: RefSeq, a predicted model, not a curated record
AUGACGGACGUCGAAGUCAAGACUGAGAAUGGAGGAGGCGACGCAAACUUGGAGCCAGAGAAUCUCCGAAAGAUUUUCGUCGGAGGACUCACCUCGAACACCACCGAUGACCUGAUGAGAGAGUUCUACUCUCAAUUCGGAGAGAUCACUGACAUUAUUGUGAUGAGAGAUCCAACCACAAAGCGAUCCCGUGGAUUCGGAUUCGUCACUUUCACCGCCAAGGCCGAGGUGGACGCCGCUAUGAAGCAACGACCACACGUUAUCGAUGGAAAGACUGUCGAUCCGAAGCGUGCCGUUCCACGUGACGACAAGAAUCGCUCCGAAUCGAAUGUGUCGACGAAGCGUCUCUAUGUGAGCGGAGUUCGGGAGGAUCACAACGAGGACAUGCUCACCGACUACUUCUCAAAGUACGGAAACGUCACCAAGUCCGAGAUUAUUCUCGACAAGGCCACCCAGAAGCCACGUGGCUUCGGAUUCGUCACAUUCGACGAUCACGAUUCCGUCGAUCAAUGCGUUCUCCAGAAGUCUCAUAUGGUCAACGGACACCGAUGUGAUGUGAGGAAGGGACUCUCCAAGGACGAGAUGAGCAAAGCUCAAAUGAGCCGCGAUCGUGAGACUCGUGGUGGAAGAUCCCGCGACGGACCACGUGGAGGUUACAACGGUGGAGGUGGUGGCUGGGGAGGCCCAGCUCCACGCGGAGGUCCAGGAGGAUGGGGAGGACCAGGAGGUGGCGGUCAAGGAGGAUACGGCGGAGGUAACUACGGAGGCGGAUGGGGACAACAAGGAGGCGGUGGUGCCGGAGGCCAAGGAGGAUGGGGCGGACCACAAGCCCAAGGUGGAUGGGGAGGACAGCAGCAAGGCGGUUGGGGAGGACCACAACAGCAGCAAGGAGGCUGGGGAGGACCACAGCAGCCGCAGCAAGGUGGCUGGGGAGGCCAACAGGCUCCAGCUCAACAGCAAGGCGGAUGGGGAGGACAAUCCGGUGCGCAGCAGUGGGCUCAUGCUCAAGGAGGAAACAGAAACUACUAA